GUCACCGAGUGAUGACGUAGGCGUUCAACUAUGGCGGCCGUGUGCUAGAUAAUUGUUUUCAUAACUGAACCAAGGAUACCAGUUUAUUUCGGAGAAAGUCGCAAACUACUGCUUUUCACAAUGACCAACCGGACAUCUUAUUUUUACGACCCGGACGUGGGCAACUUUCAUUACGGUGCUGGCCACCCUAUGAAGCCUCACCGCCUGUCCCUCACUCACAGUCUGGUGUUGCACUAUGGACUCUACAAGAAAAUGAUGGUGUUUAAGCCUUACAAAGCCUCUCAGCACGACAUGUGUCGGUUCCACUCUGAGGACUACAUCGACUUCCUGCAGAAGGUCAGCCCCAACAACAUGCAGGGCUUCACAAAGAGCCUCAACACAUUCAACGUGGGAGACGACUGUCCUGUGUUUCCAGGUCUUUUUGAGUUCUGCUCGAGAUACACAGGAGCAUCUUUACAGGGAGCUACACAGCUCAACCACAAGAUCUGUGACAUUGCCAUCAACUGGGCUGGAGGUUUGCAUCAUGCCAAAAAAUUCGAGGCUUCUGGGUUUUGCUACGUUAAUGACAUCGUCAUCAGUAUACUGGAGCUCCUCAAGUACCACCCGAGGGUCCUGUACAUCGACAUAGACAUUCACCAUGGCGACGGCGUCCAGGAAGCGUUUUACUUGACCGACCGAGUCAUGACUGUGUCCUUCCACAAAUAUGGGAACUACUUUUUUCCAGGAACAGGCGACAUGUACGAGGUCGGGGCAGAGAGCGGCCGGUACUACUGCCUCAAUGUUCCCCUCAGAGACGGCAUAGAUGACCAGAGCUACAGGCAGCUGUUCCAACCGGUUAUUAAACAGGUGGUGGAUUUCUACCAGCCGACCUGCAUCGUCCUGCAGUGUGGAGCAGAUUCUCUGGGCUGUGACAGACUGGGCUGCUUUAACCUCAGCAUACGAGGACACGGUGAGUGUGUGGAGUUUGUAAAGAGUUUCAAGAUCCCUCUCCUGGUCCUUGGCGGAGGAGGAUACACAGUGAGGAACGUGGCUCGCUGCUGGACGUUUGAGACGUCUCUGUUGGUGGAUGAAUCGAUCAGUGAUGAGCUGCCGUACAGCGAGUAUUUUGAGUACUUUGCUCCAGACUUCACGCUGCAUCCUGACGUCAGCACCAGGAUAGAAAACCAGAACUCCAGACAGUACCUGGAGCAGAUCCGUCAGACGGUGUUUGAGAACUUGAAGAUGUUGAACCACGCGCCCAGCGUCCAGAUCCACGACGUCCCAUCGGACAUGCUGAGCUACGAACGCAACGACGAGCCGGACCCCGACGAGAGGGGCGGCGAGGAGAACUACACCAGGCCGGAGGCGGCGAACGAGUUCUAUGACGGUGACCACGACAACGACAAAGAGAGCGACGUAGAGAUUUGACCCAGACACCUCGACUUCACUGCAGACUCUUAACAUCACGGCUGUUCCUCCACCAGACCUCAACAGAGCAGACGUAAUGUUGCACCGCAGAGGAAGAACGAGCCUGAAUGACUUAUGUGCAAAGUACUUUUUUCAUGUGUACUUUUUAUGACUUUGAAAUGUAAGGUGCAUCCGAUGUGUUACUUGCAGCUGUGUAAAAAGUGUAUGGUCUAUUUUUCUUUUCUUUCUUUCUUUUUUUUUUUACAGUAUGAAGAGUUAUUUGAGCAGUUUUCACACUUAGUUUCUACGUUAAACUUCCCAUGAAACUGUGAGCUGAGGGCUAGUUGCUAGUAAAGCACACACACACAAAUCAAAAGCAGUCACCAUCCGUCCAUGUCCGAGGUUUACGCGACUAAUGGCGCAGGAUGAGUUCCCAAAUACCAUUUCCUACUUUAUCUUUUAUUAUGAGGCUACAGAAUGGGUGAUCUACAGUAGAAGAGCUUACAUGCUAAUCAAAUUAUUUUUCAAUUUCAAUAAAAAAAAAAACGACGAGCGAAUUUCAUCUGCAAGAGUUGUUGAGACAUGACCAGUGACAACAUGAUUGUUCAGGUUUCCCACAUGAGCCCAGAUGGAGAUGCACUCCUUGUUAAGCUGUGGGAUUUUAGAACAGCCAGUGUGAACCCUGCGUGACAGAAUCCAGCUCUUAUGUGAAGGCACACGUUGGGGAAAAAAAAUAAAACACUGUAAAUGAGCACCAGGUGUGUAGGAAAGGCAUGAGGAGCUUUAGAUUUAUUUCACCUAACUAGACUUGCUAAUGCGAGUGCUAGCCAGGAUCCAUUGGUCACACAUCAGCCGGUUCAGAUGGACACAAUCAUGCUACAUUUUUUUUUUGAUAUUUCAAACAUAGUAAUCAUUCAAAAUGGCCUGUCAGGUAUUUUAUUUUACAGUCCCCAUGGAGCCAUUUUGAUCCCAGCAUUAUUUCUGCUUUGAGAAGACGAGCGCUGAUGCAGAGUCUGUACACGAGGCCACUGAACAGUAGCUGAUCCAAUCAGGAAAUACUCUUCUGUCUUUUCAUUCCACGUACUUCUGCUUUUCUCCUUCCUUCACUAACUGUGUGUGUUGUCGAUGUGGGAAAGGAGUCCCGGCUCAUGACAGAUGUAUAAAACUGUUUACUAGUGGCGGCUUUAAAGCCACAGUAGAAACACUUUCUACCAUCAGUUCCCUCCUUUUAACCAGAAACUGUUUUUAUGUGAUCUUUUGAUAUUGUCGUCUGCAUCUUUUUGUAAUAAAAAAAUAAUCACCAGUGUGAA
Messenger RNA from Mugil cephalus (flathead mullet), 2696 nucleotides. It is a transcript of the gene hdac3, whose product is annotated as histone deacetylase 3. Gene Ontology annotation, molecular function: histone deacetylase activity. Lineage: Eukaryota; Metazoa; Chordata; Actinopteri; Mugiliformes; Mugilidae. Bases 121 to 1407 code for a protein of 428 amino acids. The record is from RefSeq and is a predicted model, not a curated record. The transcript is spliced from 15 exons.